GAGGACCCCGUCUUGAUCCGGCCUUUCCGAGGCCACAGAGCAGCAGUGACGGGCGUCGCCUUCAACGCGGACGCCGCGGGGCUGGGGGCUGCUUUUAAUCGCCUACGAUGAGGAUCCGUCUGGCGAGAAGAUGGACGUGGAUCCGCAAAAGCUGCGUGUUUCUCGGCAUCGUGAUGAUCGCUUACUUUGUGGUCGAGCUUUCGGUUUCUUCCUUCGGUGCCUCCCUCGCCGGGGAGAGCAUCACCAAAGGGAAAUGGGAGAGGCGCUUUUCUGACAGAGCAGAAGAAGCUGUGGAUUUGGCUCGUCCAGUUUAUGACAAAUCCCCGCCUGAUCCUUAUGCCCCAGGAGAAUGGGGUAAGCCCUCUCGCCUGCAGCUGAGUCCUGAGGAGAAGAAACAGGAAGAAGAACUGAUUGAGAAGUAUGCAAUUAAUAUCUAUUUGAGUGAUAAAAUCUCUCUCCACCGGCACAUUGAAGAUAAUCGACUGAGUGGCUGUAAAACUAAAUCUUAUGACUACAGAAGACUGCCCACGACAUCUGUUAUAAUUGCUUUUUACAAUGAAGCCUGGUCAACGUUGCUGCGAACUAUACAUAGUGUUCUUGAAACAUCACCUUCAGUGCUUCUAAAAGAAAUUAUACUGGUGGAUGACUUGAGUGAUAAAGUUUAUUUGAAGGCUGAACUUGAAAAAUACAUAAGCAGUCUGAAAAGAGUUCGUUUGAUAAGAACCAACAAACGGGAAGGAUUGGUUCGUGCACGCUUAAUUGGUGCUACCUUUGCUACUGGUGAUGUCCUCACAUUUCUAGACUGUCACUGUGAAUGUGUUUCUGGCUGGCUGGAACCACUGCUCGAGAGGAUUGCUGAGAAUGAGACUGUUAUUAUUUGUCCUGUCAUUGACACCAUUGACUGGAAAACAUUUGAAUACUACAUGCAAACAGCAGAGCCCAUGAUUGGGGGGUUUGACUGGCGGCUGACAUUCCAGUGGCACUCAGUGCCUAAACAUGAACGUCUCAGGCGCAAAUCUGAAACCGACCCAAUCAGAUCCCCAACUAUGGCUGGUGGCUUGUUUGCCGUCAGCAAGAAGUAUUUUGAGUACCUGGGUACCUACGAUACAGGAAUGGAUGUUUGGGGAGGGGAGAACUUAGAAUUAUCCUUUAGGGUUUGGCAGUGUGGAGGCAUGUUGGAAAUUCAUCCGUGCUCCCAUGUAGGCCAUGUGUUUCCAAAGCGUGCACCCUAUGCUAGACCGAAUUUCCUUCAGAACACGGCACGUGCUGCUGAGGUGUGGAUGGAUGAGUAUAAAGAGCACUUUUACAACAGAAAUCCUUCGGCAAGAAAAGAAAACUAUGGAGAUAUUUCUGAAAGAAAGAUCCUAAGAGAGCGUUUGAAAUGCAAGAGUUUUAAAUGGUAUUUAAGAAACAUAUUUGCUGAGUUGCAUGUACCAGAAGAUCGUCCUGGCUGGCAUGGUGCUAUUCGCAGUGCAGGAAUAGCUUCAGAAUGCCUCGACUAUGUCUUACCAGAACAUCAUCCUACUGGGGCUCACCUUUCUCUCUUCGGAUGUCAUGGUCAGGGAGGCAAUCAGUUUUUUGAAUACACAUCAAAUAAGGAGAUUAGAUUUAACUCUGUAACUGAGCUGUGUGCUGAAGUCCCUGAGCAUGAAGACUUCAUAGGUAUGAGGAGCUGCCCAAAAGAUGGAUCUCCUAUUCCAGAAAUUAUUAUAUGGCAUUUCAAAGAAGAUGGGACUAUUUAUCAUCCUCAUUCUGGAAAGUGCCUUACUGCUUAUCGUACAACUGAGGGGCGUGCUGAUGUGCAAAUGAGAACUUGUAAUGCUGCAGAUAAAAAUCAGAUUUGGAAAUUUGAGAAAUAAUCACUGCUGGUAGUACGAAUCGAAUGGACUGUAAUCUCCAAGGUUUUUACAUGUGUGAGCAGAUAACAAGGUUUGGUUGUAUACCUCGGAAUGUCUUCAGAUGCGUCUGUAGUGGUGUAGAAACUAUAUCUGCUGUGGUGAACUGUAUGGAAAGCAAAAGUAAAUACUGGGGUUUAAUUUCUAAAAUGUUGAAUACAGAUCUAAUGCCUUUUAUUUUUGUAAAAUUUCGAUCCAUUAUUUUCUUACUUUGUCUUGAUUAUGGUAAAACAAAGGUUUUUGAGUGGACUGAGGAAGGAUUUUUUUUUUGUUAAAAAUUACACACACUAAACCUGCAAGAUAAUGUUACAUGAAAGUAAAGAUUCUUUACUUACAGAAGUAGAAGUUAAGGUUCUUGCAGUGGAAUUAACUGACCUACGUUGCAGAUACAUUAUAACAUAUGUAUCUAACACCCUGAGUAAUGCUACAGUAGCAUGUUACUGAAUUGACAUUGAUGUGGAAAGUUGAGUCUUAAACCUUGUAGUAUUCUGCGGUUUUCUGGGAAUUUGCUCUUAAGGGUUUCAGAGUGACAACUAGUUAUAUUACAUUGAAGAAAAGGAAGGGGUGGGGUUUUGGUUUGGGGUUUUUUUGGUUUUUUGGGUUUGUGUUUUGGUUUUUUGUUGUUUUUGUAGAUGGGCUUUGGCGUUGUUUUGCAGUCUUGUGCCUAUUGUGGAAAACUUACCUCAAGAGGGUGAGUCAGGAGCUCUCAUGCAUUUAGAGAAGAGUGUGAACCAAGGACAUGCUGGCAGUACCACAAAUGGGAAGAAAUAGGGGUGGCUACCAGUAAAAAUUCUGUUUAAAGGUAAUGGAGAAGGAGAAAGCACAGAAUUGUAUUAGCUGCUGCUGUUUCUUAUCUAUAUAUUUAAUAUUUGCAUUGCCUCUGUAAGAUUUUCGAUGUUCAGCCUGGCAUCCUAGGGACAUACAGCUUAUAUGACUAUACCAUGUAUCCAUUUGGGGGGGGUGUCUGUCAGCAGGGUAGAGGAAGGAAACACAGAGGAAAACUUGAACUGUUUCAUUUUGCAUCAUGUAUUUUGGCAACAGCUGGCAUACAUCAGCCCUAGGUAGAGUUUUGAAAUGAUGUAGCGUACCCUGCCACUUUCUAGUCACAAUAGUACCAUGGGAGACCUCAGGUAAGGUUGGGAAGCUGGAGUUCCUGAAGUGAAGGGAGUUGAGAAGGCAAAGGGCAGCUUGGAGGAAACCAAGAUUUGUUGGUUAGGUAGUUCAGAGCAACUUAUUUAGAAUGUUUUCUGUAUCCUAUUAUGCUGAGUUUUGAAGAAUAUUGAUUCUUGAAUCAUGUCACUAAUCUGUUUUGAGUGUAAUUAUAGACAGUAGAUGUGAUAGGUACAUUGUGUACUUGGAAAAAAAAAAUCUUGUGUUAAUAUCUGUGUUUUUAGCUUUGUAUGAUUUAAGUUGAACACUUACCUUAAUGUUUCAGGCAUUCCAGCUUUUUUGAUUACUUUCACUGAAGUGAUAAAUGUUCUUUAGUAGUCACAGUGUAGUAAUUCUUGAUAUGGGGCUGGUAGGUAGGAACUUGAGCUAGUGAGCAAUAAGAAUCUGGAUACUUGAGGAAUGUAGUAGGUGUGCAUUUGCUGCAGGUGUUAGUAGGUAGAAGGUUUAAAAGGGAGCAAGUGAGACCUGAAAUAAGUGAAGAUUUGCCAAAAAUAAAGCAAGAGUAAAUUAAAAUGUAUUCUUGAAUCUUAGUGGAUUUAAAGAGUUGAGAGGUUUAGGUGGAAGCAGGCGAAGAUAGGAAGAGAAGAGAAGAAAAUUUGGAGCUGUGGAUGUAAUGUUGAAUCAUGCUAAAAAUGCUUGCCACUGUGUGGCAUGGGUUGAUUUAAGUCUUUAACUUAUUUUUAGGAAGUUACUUGCAAUUUGAUUUUUUUUUUCCUCUCUUUUUUUUUUUCCUCCUAAGCUGAUUUUUUUUUUUUUUUUGAAAAAGGGAACUUCUUUACUAUAUAAGGGAGACAUGCCUGAAAAAUUCCAAUCUACUCUGCAGCAAUAAAUGUUUUCAUGGACCUACAAGUUAUAAACCAUUUAUCAAAUUUUAAAAGGCAGCCAGUCAUUAUGUACUGGAGCAAUAAAUUAAACAAAGUAUGUGCUUUUGUGAAAAGCUUGCUGUAAACUGUUAACAUUCAAUAGAAAUGACAGGAAAAAGGCCAGAGUUCUUCCUCUACAUGGCAGAGCAUAAGUUGUAUGUGCAAUGCAUGUUUCCUCAGAUGAAAGUAAUUAAAUGGUGUGAAUAUAGACUAUGCAACUUUUAUACAAUUAACUUUUUUAGGACUUGGCAAAAACUACAUUUCAUAUAAAGAACUACCUUCAUGUUAAAACUGACAUUCAAAGUGUUCCUUAUCUAUUUAAGCAAUAAGUCUAAGUGAAUCGGCCUAUUAAAGUGUGAAGUUACUCUCUAUGUAUGUGAACCCUUCUCCCCACAACCUCCCAUGCUAUUUAUAUGGUUAUUUAAAAACUAAAAGGGAAAAAAAAGGCAAAAAUAAAUAACCAAGCCCUAAAAUAACUAACUAAAUAAACUUAAAAUUUGUUUCCAAUGGGAAUAAAAAAGGUUUGGGGGGGGUGUGGCUAGAGAAGGAGAGAGAAAGAAGAAAAAACAUUGCCAUUUUAAGUUCCACUAGUUUUGAACUGAGUUGCAGCAAUUCUGCACAAAUACUCCAAUCUAGUUGUUUUUCAGUGUGUGCAGAUGUCUCAAAAAUCUGAAACUGAAAGGUUUUCUGUUCUGUUAGACUUUGAAAGUUUGCGGAACACCUGUAUAUAUUAAACUACUGAUUUUAAGUGACUUAAAUUGAAUGUAAACUUAACACUGAAUAAAUGUGGGAGGGCCUUGGGGUUUCUUUUGAAAAAAUAAAAUCCAGAGUGCUAAUUAA
This is a messenger RNA of Grus americana (Whooping crane), 4768 nucleotides long. RefSeq names its product polypeptide N-acetylgalactosaminyltransferase 4 (gene GALNT4). The record is from RefSeq and is a predicted model, not a curated record. Gene Ontology annotation, cellular component: Golgi apparatus. The coding region runs from base 108 to 1859 and encodes 583 amino acids. NCBI's taxonomy places the organism in Eukaryota, Metazoa, Chordata, Aves, Gruiformes, Gruidae. The transcript is spliced from 2 exons.